Molecule: messenger RNA, 716 nt
Organism: Vespula pensylvanica (western yellowjacket)
Lineage: Eukaryota; Metazoa; Arthropoda; Insecta; Hymenoptera; Vespidae
Product: odorant receptor 49b-like
Exons: 4
Coding region: 131-538 (135 amino acids)
Biological process (GO): sensory perception of smell; detection of chemical stimulus involved in sensory perception of smell
Cellular component (GO): plasma membrane
Molecular function (GO): odorant binding; olfactory receptor activity
Source: RefSeq, a predicted model, not a curated record
CGAACAUCUCAUCUGGUUGGUCAAUCGAAGAAUCAUUUUUAUUUCAUUGAUGCUGCAGCAUUUUGUUUAAGUUCUUUGUUAUUAUUAUCUAAGGUACUCCCAAUCGAUCGACAACUCCUUUAACAUAUUGAUGCUCAUUCAAAUAUUGGCUUGCAUCAUUCAAGUGUGCUUUCAAACCUUUCAAUUAUUUCGCAUAAUGAAACACGACGGGGACGAAUUUCCUGUAGAACAGCUGUUCUUUAUUGUAUUCUUCGUAAUUGUUACUUUGGUACAAUUGUAUCUGUAUUGUUACGUCGGGGAAAUGCUUAUCGUCGAGAGUGCUGCAAUGGGCAUGUCAUCGUACAUGUCACAGUGGUGUAAUUUGUUUCCAAAGGAUGCGCGAAAUAUUCUUUUCGUGAUGCAUCGAUCUUCUAUACCACUUCGUUUAACGGUUGGAAAAAUCGGCAUUUUUUCUAUGGAAAUGUUUAGCCACAUUUUGAAAUCCACAAUCGGAUAUCUUUCGGUGUUACUAACGGUAACGGAUAAGAAGAAUAAUUAAUUUUAAAGAGUAAUAAUAAAUUGAAUAGCGAAAGUGAUAGUAAAAUUUAUUUUAUCUGGAAGACUAUCAUGUAUGAAAACACGGUAUAUAUUAGUAACAAAUUCUAUUCGUAAAACUUUAAAUUCAAUUAAGAUGUAAACAAUCUUAUACGUUGUAUAGUAAUACACUCGUAUAAACC